Oenanthe melanoleuca is the source of this 2592-nucleotide messenger RNA. It is a transcript of the gene SYNGR1, whose product is annotated as synaptogyrin 1. Bases 145 to 846 code for a protein of 233 amino acids. The transcript has 4 exons. The record is from RefSeq and is a predicted model, not a curated record. NCBI's taxonomy places the organism in Eukaryota, Metazoa, Chordata, Aves, Passeriformes, Muscicapidae. Gene Ontology annotation, cellular component: neuromuscular junction; synaptic vesicle membrane.
UGGGCGGGCGCGCGCGGCUCGUCGCCGCCGGGCUGCCAGGCACGGCUCGGCUCGGCGCGGCUCGGCGCAGCCCGGCUCGGCUCGGCGCAGCCCGGCACCGCCCGCCGAGCCCCCCGCCUGCCUCCCGCCCACCCCCGCGCCGCCAUGGACGGGGGCGCCUUCGGAGCGGGGAAAGCCGGCGGCGCCUUCGACCCGCAGGCCUUCAUCCGGCAGCCGCAGACCAUCCUGCGGUUCGUCUCCUGGGUGUUCUCCAUCGUGGUGUUCGGCUCCAUUGUCAAUGAAGGCUACGUGAACCGCGUGGAUGAGGUGGAGGAGCACUGCAUUUUCAACCGCAAUCACAACGCCUGCAACUAUGGCAUUACCGUGGGCGUGCUGGCCUUCCUCAGCUGCCUUCUCUACCUGGCCCUGGAUGCCUACUUCCCGCAGAUCAGCAGCGUCAAGGACCGCAAGAAGGCAGUGCUCUCGGACAUCGGCGUCUCGGCCUUUUGGGCAUUCCUCUGGUUCGUUGGCUUCUGCUUUCUGACCAACCAGUGGCAAGCUUCAAAACCAGAGGACAACCCACUGAAUGAGGGGGGGGAUGCAGCCCGAGCAGCCAUCACGUUCUCAUUCUUCUCCAUCUUCACCUGGGUGGGCCAGGCAUUCCUGGCGUAUCAGCGUUUCCAGCUGGGUGCCGACUCGGCCCUCUUCUCCCAGGACUACAUGGACCCAAGCCAGGACUCCGGCAUGCCUUAUGCUCCCUACACCAACGAGGAGGAUGCUGCAGAUGCGGUGGGGACGUACCAGCAGCCCCCUCCAGCAGAUGCUUUCGACACCGAGACACAGGGGUACCAAACGCAGAACUACUGAGCCACUGACGCCCCUUGCCCUUCCCCUUUCCCUUCUGCCCCCGUUCCCACUGCCGGCACAAAGCCGAGGCACAAACAAGACACGUGCAUAGUGGUACAAGAGGUGGCUCUCAGCUAUGCUCCAGCCUUCUGGGUCAUCUGUUUUUAUUUAUUGUUUUUAAAAAAGGCAAAAACAAAAAAAAAAAAGAAAAAAAGGAAAAAAGGUUUCUCCAUCACCUAUUCCUUCUCCUUUCCCACCAAGCUAUCUGCCAGAACCGAGUUUUUCAAAAAUCUGCAUUUUGAUAGGAAGGUUCCCACUUUCCUCCUCUCCCUCCUGCCUUGUUACAGAGGGCAGAGUCUGUCUUGUGGACAGGAGAGGAGCUAUGGUACCAGCAGGGCAGGGGAAAGGGUGCUGGAGGCAGAAAAGAGGAAAUGAGAGAGACCGGGGACCUUCCUAGAAGAGAUGGUAUCACUAAAGGUUGGAGUAGAUGUGGGAGCAUCCAGAUUGGUCUGGAGCACCUGGUGGCUUAGAGAGGAGAGUGGUGCCAGCAUUCAAGAGUGUGAGGAGGGGCCUGGAGGACAGAAGGAACAGUGUCCUCCAUGUAAAGACAGGGAGGCUUUUCCCUGCCAUAUGCUUGUGAGGGAGGGGUGCUUUAUUUUUAGAGGGUUUGGGAGAAGUGAUAUUGGGGAGGGGGGAAAGCACAAGGAGGGAAAAUGGGAAGGGAAAAAGGAAGAUUUGCAGGUACAAUCAGAAAUCACAGGCAUGUCUGUAGCUUACAGCAAGAGACGAGCAGAGCAGAGGGGUAAUACCUGGAGAUUCACUCCUUCCUCAGCCCCCUCAGGUUGAGAUGGAGAUGAUUCCCCUUGCCUGUGCAUCUACUAGUCACUGCUUUUCCCAGACCAGUGUUUGAUAAGGCAAGAGGGGAGCCAUGCCCAGUCUCUGGGGUCAGAUGCAGUGCCUGUGGGAGGAAUGAUGGAGGGGGUGGGCUCCUAAAGAGCCCUGAGAGCUUCCAACCCCAGCUGGGCUGGUUCAAGCAGGAGAGGGGACCUUUGUCAUUUCACCCAGGGCAGGAGGAGAAGAGAGACAGUUUUGCUCCUCAGGUCCUGCUGAACCUUCUUCUGUAUCUUUGCAAUAGUGCAAAGCCUCUUGCUGACACCAUCUUUGUAGCACACAGGAAUGGAGCAGGACCCCACUUAGAAAGAAAUACUGCUGCUGGGAUGGCCAGCAAGUGUCUGGCUCUUGCUCAGAAGUGCAGCCAAGCUGCCAAGGGCCCUGCCCUGUACAGCUGCACUUUGCCUCCCACUCAGAUAGGGAAGAAGUCUCGGUGUGCAGAGAAUUGGUUGGGGCCAGACUGAGUUGUCUGAAAAUGAGUCUUUCUGUAUUUGCCAUAGACCAUACCUUAGUGCUCUUCUGCAGCAUCUCAGAUCCUGGCUGACUUUAAAGCCUCACCUAGGUGGCAGCAGUGACUCUUAGAUAGAGCUCAUAUGGGUAUUCCACACUCCUCAUGAUUUUGCUCCAAGUAAAGACACAACUGUGGAAGCCCACUCUCUGUUCCAAGUUAGGUCUGCAUGUGAAGACAGAUUGCCAGAUUUCCCCUAAAUGGAAGUAGUUCAGCAAUAGCUACCUAGACAAUUUUCCCAGGCACAAACAUCUCUGAGAGCACAAGAAGCAGGCUUUACCUUGCAGCAGUGAGGAGCUCCAUCCCCCAGGCAGCCACCCUGCUUGAUGCAACACUGGUCCCAGUAGUAGAGAUCAGGAGCAGAUCCA